GGAGCACUUCGUUCUGUUGUUUUUUACCCUCUACAUUCUGCUAUAAAUAUUUCUUUUUUUGGAGCGCCUCCUUCAUUUUGCAUUAAUUUAUACAAAAUACAAUUGUGGUUAUUAAAUUCUCUUUUACAAGAAAAAAUUGUUGAAAAUUUGAUAAAUGAAGGGCCGGGAGUAUUUAUCGGUUUUGUUGAAUUUAGAGAUCUUUUGAGUAGCGAUACGAGAUUAAAAUAUAAAAUUAGAAUAAUUCCGAUAGAAAGAAGAGAAAUAGAUGGAAAUUGUAUUUGUGAAUUAAAUAAUAAAUGUGGGUUAUUUCUGAUUGGUUUACAAUGCCAAAUGCUUCUACAUCUUCAAUUACUUUUAAUCACGAACCUAUACAAGAAACAAUUUCCCUAUUAAAUACUAGCAAAAAUGAAAUAUUAAAAUUAAACGAAGAAAAAACAAAUUCUUUAUUUUUGUUAAUUUUAAUUUGUUUAUUCCUUGCCUUAACUUUUAUUCUUCUUACUUUUGCAUUUUUACUUUUUAUUUUAAAGAAAAUUGGCUGGAUAAAAGGAAAAAGGCAAUCCUUUAUUAUUAUCAGAAAACCAAAAAAUGAACAUAAUAUCCUAGCUACCUCCAAGAAAUACAACAAUAGUGGUGUUCCUUUAUUAAAUGGGAAUGUUUCUGGUGGUGUUUAUUCGAUUUUAUUAGCCAAUGCCCAACCAACAAAAAGUGCCGAUUUGGAACGUUUUGCCCGUUUGUUAGUUAAAAACGGCGUUAGAAUAUUUUAUGAUCGUUGGGAUAAAACGGCUAUUGAAAGGAAUUUACUUCUUUGGGUACAACAAGCAACAACAAAAGCUGAUAAAGCAGUUUUCUUUUGGGAUAAAAGAGCCGAACAAUUAAUUACUCCAAAUGAAGUAUCAAAAACAAGUACAAAUAUUUCUUGUAAUUCAUCAGACAUUUUUGAUCACGUCUUUUGUGCUCUCCAUCAACAAAUGGAUCCGGAAAAAACUAUUUUUGUUAAUUGGGAUGAAUCCGCUAUUAAUGAAAAACCUCUUGGAUGUGUGGGAGAGAAUAGGCCGUUCCUUUUUUCGAGAGAUUUGGCAUUAAUUUAUACAGCAUUAAAUAUUCCAGCGAGUGAAUUAGACAUUCAAAAAUUUGCACGUUUACCUUCCUCUUCUUUAAUUUCUUCUUCAACAACUCCUUCAUUAACUAUUUGCGUGCCAAUUAAGGCAAAUAGUAAAUUAAAAGAAAAUAAAAAAAUUGAAAAAGAUAAAGGAAAUAAUUUAAAUAAUGAAGAAAAAGAAGAAGAAAAUGUAUUUUUAUUGCCAAAUAAUGAAGAAUGUGAAAAUGAAGGAAAUAAGGAAUUGUUGUUGAAUAUUAAUUCAGCUAAUCAAGACAAAUUAAGAGAAGAAAAAGAAAGGCAAUUAUCUGUAUUUGAUUCAGGAAUUGAUUCUUCUUGUGUGAUUGCCUUAUAA
Messenger RNA from Meloidogyne enterolobii, 1451 nucleotides. The record is from the annotation of a GenBank genome assembly. NCBI's taxonomy places the organism in Eukaryota, Metazoa, Nematoda, Chromadorea, Rhabditida, Meloidogynidae.